Molecule: messenger RNA, 534 nt
Organism: Fukomys damarensis (Damara mole-rat)
Lineage: Eukaryota; Metazoa; Chordata; Mammalia; Rodentia; Bathyergidae
Gene: Tmem179b
Product: transmembrane protein 179B
Source: RefSeq, a predicted model, not a curated record
AUGGCAGGGCGGCUGUCUCUUGUACGUGUGGCCACCCUGAGUGACUCUUCCUUGGCUUUAUCCUCUCUCUCUGUCCUAUCACUCCGCUACUUUUUGACUGGGACAUCUGGCUUUCUGGCCCUCUACUGCUUCCUGUUUCUGCUCUUCUCUGUCUGUUGCAGCAGCACUGAGGGUUCCCACAGGUGAAGUGGUCCUAUAGGACUCUGUAUUGCGCUGGUCAUCUCAGCAAUAGCCACCUUAUUGGUAUUACCUGCCUGUACCUUGAUAGGUACCAUUUCUCUCUGCAAUUCCAUCAUCCCCUUGAACAGAACCAUUAGCUGCUAUGAAGCUCAGAAAAUUUCAUCACCUCUUGGAACUCCUCUGCAGUUUUAUUCCAGCCUACACAACGCUGAAAACCCUUCCUAGGUGAAUCUGGUAUUGUGGUGUGUGGUCUUGGUGCUCCACGCUGUGCAGUGGAAGUCUCUGGAGAGAGGCACCUCUGAGUUGAGUUCUGAGACAGAUGCUCUUGUUGGGUCCUGCAGGUCCAAUUUAUGA